Messenger RNA from Baudoinia panamericana UAMH 10762, 1422 nucleotides. RefSeq lists its product as uncharacterized. The coding region runs from base 1 to 1422 and encodes 473 amino acids. Gene Ontology annotation, biological process: mitochondrial electron transport, NADH to ubiquinone. The record is from RefSeq and is a predicted model, not a curated record. NCBI's taxonomy places the organism in Eukaryota, Fungi, Ascomycota, Dothideomycetes, Mycosphaerellales, Teratosphaeriaceae. Gene Ontology annotation, molecular function: quinone binding; NAD binding; NADH dehydrogenase (ubiquinone) activity. The transcript has 2 exons.
AUGGCAGCCCCCUUCGCACGCCUGGCAUGCAACGGCGCCAAGCGUCUCUGCCUCCGCCAGCGAGCCCUCGCCACACCCUCCUUCCGCCCCCAACAACUCAGAUGCCUCUCCUCCACUCCCACACGGCGGUUUGCUGCGCCAGUCGAGAACCCCGCCACCACACGGCUAGUACCUGUUGACCCCAAUUUCGGCAACCCGGUGGAUACCGAUGCGAUGGGCGACGAGGCACCCGCUGAGGACCAUCCGUCGCAGCGCAAGAUCCGGCAUUAUACCGUCAACUUCGGCCCACAACAUCCCGCCGCCCACGGCGUGCUACGUCUGAUUUUGGAGCUGAGCGGUGAAGAGAUCGUGCGAGCGGACCCGCAUGUUGGGUUGCUGCACAGAGGCACGGAGAAGUUGAUUGAGUACAGGACGUAUCUCCAAGCACUACCCUACUUCGACCGCCUCGACUACGUGAGCAUGAUGACAAACGAGCAAUGUUUUAGUUUGGCGGUGGAGAAGUUGUUGAACAUUGAGAUUCCGGACCGUGCGAAAUGGAUUCGGACACUAUUUGGCGAAAUUACCCGGAUAUUGAACCACUUGAUGUCUAUCUUGUCUCACGCCAUGGAUGUUGGUGCCCUUACACCUUUCCUGUGGGGCUUCGAGGAGCGUGAGAAGCUUAUGGAAUUCUACGAACGCGUCUCCGGCGCUCGUCUUCAUGCCGCCUACGUCCGCCCGGGUGGUGUCGCUCAGGACCUACCAAUGGGUCUUCUAGACGAUAUCUACCAAUGGGCUACCCAAUUCGGCGACCGCAUCGACGAAACCGAAGAACUACUCACAGACAACCGCAUUUGGAUCGGCCGAACAAAGGGCAUUGGUGUCGUCUCCGCAGCAGACGCGCUCAACUACUCCUUCACCGGCGUCAUGCUCCGUGGGUCCGGCGUACCAUGGGACGUCCGCAAAAGCCAACCUUACGAUGCAUACGGCGAGGUCGACUUUGACGUCCCAGUCGGUGUGAACGGAGAUUGCUACGACCGCUAUCUAUGCCGAAUGGAAGAGUUCAGGCAGUCUCUUCGCAUCAUCUACCAAUGCUUGAACAAAAUGCCCCCAGGUCCGAUCAAGGUCGAGGACUACAAGAUUGCUCCUCCGCCGCGUGCGGCGAUGAAGGAGAACAUGGAGGCGCUUAUCCAUCACUUCCUGCUUUUCAGCAAGGGUUACACCGUCCCGCCGGGUGAGACCUACUCCGCCAUUGAGGCGCCAAAGGGCGAGAUGGGUGUGUUUGUGGUAUCCGAUGGCUCAGAGCGACCAUACAGGUGUAAGAUUCGCGCACCGGGUUUCGCGCAUUUGUCUUGCUUCGACCAGAUUUCGAGAGGGCAUUUGUUGGCAGAUGCGGUGGCGAUCAUCGGUACGAUGGAUUUGGUGUUUGGUGAGGUGGAUCGGUGA